Rhipicephalus sanguineus (brown dog tick) is the source of this 2215-nucleotide messenger RNA. RefSeq names its product B-cell lymphoma 3 protein. Gene Ontology annotation, molecular function: protein binding. Bases 212 to 1369 code for a protein of 385 amino acids. NCBI's taxonomy places the organism in Eukaryota, Metazoa, Arthropoda, Arachnida, Ixodida, Ixodidae. The record is from RefSeq and is a predicted model, not a curated record. The transcript has 5 exons.
CGCUCCGUACUCUCCAGCGAACUGGCCCGCGCCGAACGAGCGGUCGUUUUGAGUGCGCGCGAGCCGCACGCAGCUGUCAGAAAGCGCGCAUCGCGCGUGUGAGUGCAACCAUGCCGACCGCUUCUUCCUAGAGUGCGCGCGUGUGCCCACAGCACAGGUCGGGUUGUCGGACGCAACCUCACGCAAUUUGCCUCGUGUGCCCCAAGAAGUGAUGCCGACUGCGGCCGACGGCAGUGAACUAGACGUGAACCGCGGCGCGCCACUACGAGCGCCGUCACCUUUAAUCCUAAGCGUCAACUGCGGCGGCUCCGGGCCGCGAAAGACGCUUCUCGAGUCGGAGCAAUCGCCGGACGCGACCUGUGAGAAGCGCAAGAAACGCUCGCACAGCGAAGACAGCGGCUGCCCCGACUCGGCGACCACCACCGACAGCGGCCUGGUGUGUGACGACCCUCUGACGCCAGUGUCGACGACCAGGGAGUCGUCUGCGGCAGUCUCCGAGGACUCAGCGACGUCGGGCUACUCGUCCGCCGGCAGCGGCACGGAACACCCCGAGACGCCAACCUCUCAUUCUGCCGGAAUGGUGGUGCGCACCGUGCGAACCCCCGUUCCGGUGAGUGGCCCUCUGGCCACGGCCGCCGUGCCGGGCAUCAAGUCUCCGACGUCCAUGCAGCAGGCGCUGCAGCUCAAGAGGGCACGGCGCAGUGCGCGCUUGGAGCACCGGCGCUCGCUCGAAGUCAAAUACGCGCUCCUCUCAGACGCCGACGGAGACCGGCCUCUGCACAUCGCCGUUCUCCACGACGACAUCGCCCUCGUGCAGCGGCUUUGCCGACUCACCCGGGCAGCGGGUGCCAGCGUCGACGUCUUGAACAGCCUCAGGCAGACGCCUUUGCACCUGGCGCUGAUCGUGGGCAACGAGCCUGCCGUCGAGGUGCUGCUGCGCGAGGGCGCCUCGGUGCUGCUCAGGGAUCGCAACGGCAACACGGCGCUGCACCUGGCCCUCAAGUACCCCAGCCUGGGCUGCAUGCGGCUCGUGCUCGCGCACCGGCUAGCAGCCAAGAUCGUCGACGCGCCGGACUUCGACGGUUACUCCCCGCUGCAUUUGGCGGUACUCCUCAACAAGCCCGAAGCGGUCAGCCUCCUAAUCAAGGCCAACUGUGAUAUCAAUGUUCCCGACGGCCGGAGCGGGAGGACGCCGCUGUACCACGCCAUCGCCCUGCAGCGCGAGCACCUAGUCAAGCAGCUCGUAUCGCAAGGUGCCAGCACCGAGGCCCAAGACUACGCGGGACAUUCGUGCCUCGCGCUCGCCAAAGAGGCAAAGAGCCCGUGCCUGCCAUUGCUCCAGGGAAAAGGGUCCUCACUGUGCAGCUGACCGCCACAACACAAGAACACGUUAGAAGCAUCACUCGGAACAUCAGCGCCGACCCGUAAUCGAGCAACGGGCAGACCCUUCGGCGCGGGCUGCCAACCGACUGCGCAAGUGCCAACGCGAUGCGCUGCCGACAAGAGCCACACCACUGCGACUCUGCGAAGCAACAUCACCAGAGACCACGCGCGUUCAGCGCGAGCGAUGCGCAACUGCCAGCUGUGUAUCUGUGAUUAGCCACUCCUGUGCUCUUUUCGCCACCCUGCAAAAGCCUUCAACCUCCCGUUAGCUUGCUGCCGUUUACAAACUCUUAACGUCCAUCACAUUCACGUCAUCCUGUAAACACGCCGUCACGUCAAGUUCGGCGUGUUUAUAAACUCUAGUGAGCCUUGCCUAAACCAAAGUGAAAUGAUUACAACGCUUUCUUUUUUACAAGAAAGCAGGCAAUGGUGGCAGGUUGACGCUACUUGGCCAUGCGGUGUUUAACCAGAGUGCCAUAGGUUGUACAAAUGCAACGGGGGCGCACGAUGCUGCACUGUAGAUGUCCUUGGGAAGCUCCAGUCAACAGUGCGAUGAAGGCUUUGCAAGCGGGCUAAUUAAAGAGUGCCGUGAGAGCUACACACAGUUUGGAUGCUCAGGCCAAUUCCUCCAGUGAAGAGACACUCCUCACGAAGUAGCUGACAAGCGCAGCUACCUCUCGUGAAUGGAGGCAAUGGAGGGACAUACGGACCAUCCUUCGAGAAUUCCACAAACUGUUGUGGUCCCGUGUGGGCAAAGUGUUUGUGAUCCUGUUGAAUGCAACUCCGCUGGCACCGGCAUAUUUAUUAAAAUUAAAAGGACUUUUGUCAAGUA